Marmota monax (woodchuck) is the source of this 942-nucleotide messenger RNA. RefSeq names its product adenine phosphoribosyltransferase (gene Aprt). Gene Ontology annotation, biological process: adenine salvage; AMP salvage. The record is from RefSeq and is a predicted model, not a curated record. Gene Ontology annotation, molecular function: adenine phosphoribosyltransferase activity; adenine binding; AMP binding. The coding region runs from base 73 to 675 and encodes 200 amino acids. Gene Ontology annotation, cellular component: cytoplasm. Lineage: Eukaryota; Metazoa; Chordata; Mammalia; Rodentia; Sciuridae. The transcript has 5 exons.
CGUCCGGCCCCGCCCCGCGUCCGGCUCCGCGGGAGCAGCCUAGCCCUCGCCCCCGAGCCCGCACACGCGGCCAUGGCGGAGCACGAUCUGCAGCUGGUGGCGCGGCGCAUCCGCAGCUUCCCCGACUUCCCCAUCCCGGGCGUGCUGUUCAGGGACAUCUCGCCGCUGCUGAAGGACCCUGACUCCUUCCGCGCCUGCAUCCGCCUCCUGGCCAGCCACCUAAAGACCACGCAUGGCGGCAAGAUAGACUACAUCGCAGGCGAGUGUCCCGGCACGGCCUCCUCUGCCCCGCCCGUCCCUGUCCAGUGCUCCUGCUCAGGCCUAGACUCCAGAGGCUUCCUGUUUGGUCCUUCUCUGGCCCAGGAGCUCGGCCUGGGCUUUGUGCUCAUCCGAAAGCGUGGGAAGCUGCCAGGUCCUACAGUGUCUGCCUCCUACGCGCUGGAAUAUGGGAAGGCUGAGCUGGAAAUUCAAAAGGAUGCCCUGGAGCCCGGGCAGAAGGUGGUUGUUGUGGACGAUCUGCUGGCCACUGGCGGAACCAUGUGUGCAGCCUGUGAACUGCUGGGCCAGCUGCAGGCCGAGGUGCUGGAGUGUGUGUGCCUGGUGGAACUGACCUCGCUGAAGGGCAGGGAGAAGCUGGGGGCUGUGCCCUUCUUCUCCCUCCUGCAGUAUGAAUGACUGGGUGACCAGGAUGGCUGCCCACCCCCCCUGCCUGGCAUCUUCAGCUGGACAAGACUGUGAUUCUACCCCGAGUGCCUUAAAUGACGUCCACAGGCCACCGGUGGCUGCCCUUGGAAAUGUUUUACCUGUCCUUGGUUGAGUGACCUUUGGUACCCACAGGUAUCCACCUGGGGCCCUUCCUGCAGGUUCUGGAAGUGCCAAAACCAGGCCACCAAGCCCAGUUACAAAUGCAGCAAGAUCACUCCAAUAAACAGCUUUGCUACA